Molecule: messenger RNA, 1361 nt
Organism: Macrosteles quadrilineatus (aster leafhopper)
Lineage: Eukaryota; Metazoa; Arthropoda; Insecta; Hemiptera; Cicadellidae
Product: lipase 1-like
Exons: 9
Coding region: 116-1324 (402 amino acids)
Molecular function (GO): hydrolase activity, acting on ester bonds
Source: RefSeq, a predicted model, not a curated record
CAUAAUUAUUUGGUAUCACAGGAUGAGAUCGGUGACACUAGAUGUGAUAUGUGAUAUUGUGGACAAACCAUUAGUUACCUUGGCACACUGAUGAGCUACACCCAACACUCCAGCAAUGUCGCUUGCGUACCUUGGCCUAGCAUUUCUCCUCUAUUUUUCUCAUGUUCGAAGUGAUGAUGACGAGGAUGUCAAAGGACCUCUGAUGUUCAAGAACCCGGAUGGCAGUCUCAUGAAUACAAAGCAGCAGAUAGAGGCUCAUAAGUACAAGGGUGAAUCACACACAGUGACAACUGAUGAUGGCUACGUACUGACUCUCUUCAGAGUCACCCCCGCCAAGCAACCUGCCACUGUAGUUCUACUGCAGCAUGGUCUAUUGGCCUCAUCUGAUUGUUGGGUGUCUGACAAUCGUUCACUUGCGUUCACGUUGUCGGAUGCUGGGUACGACGUGUGGAUUAACAACGCCAGAGGAAACUGCUACUCUCGUAACCACACCAAGCUGAACCCAGACAAGGAUAAGAGCUUCUGGAACUUCAGCUGGCAUGAAAUGGGGACAAAAGAUGUACCUGCAGUGAUUGACUACAUCCUCAAGACCACAGGCCAGAGCAAGCUACAUCUGAUAGGUCAUUCGAUGGGAACUACCAUGAGCUUUGUAAUGACCUCUCUCAAGCCAGAAUACAACAACAAACUGAUGUCACUGCAGGCUCUCUCACCAGCUGUGUUCCUCAGCAAAGUGACGGAGAUGAUCGGUCCCGAUGGCAUGGUGGAGGCAAUGGCUGUUCAGUACAUGGACCAGAUCAAGGCAGCAGAUAAGUGGGAGAUGUUUCCUCGUAAGGACUUUGCCACCAACAACAAAACACAAGUCACCUGCGAUGACAUAGAAGAGAACAUGGUAGACAUGUGCAAGGACAAGAUGGAGAUGGCUCAUGAGAUUUUGGGCGGUGCCUAUUUUCCAGCUGGUCAGUCUGUAAAGACAGUCAUUCACUUCCAACAGAUGGGUGUGUUAGGUAACAUGAACUAUUUUAAGUAUGACACACCUGAAGAGAAUGAGAAGAUCUAUGGGUCUAAGGAACCUCCAUCUUAUACCACAAACUUCAAGACUAUCAGUGUACCUACAGUGUUAUGGUCAAGUGAAUUUGACAGCUUGAUCAUGUAUAAGGAUGUAGAUGACCUGAAGCCUCUUUUGGGUAAUUUAGUCGCUGACAACAGAAUCCCGGAGGAGUGUUUUGACCACUUGGCCUUUGCGUUCGCAAGGAAAGUCGCAUGUUUGCCCGUCAGGGAAAAUCUCUACAAGAACAUCCUCGCUUCUCUGAAGAAGUUUGAGUAGAAUUUGAAAUGGCUUCUCUCUUACAAAUAUAUGUUUU